Molecule: messenger RNA, 1878 nt
Organism: Phialemonium atrogriseum
Lineage: Eukaryota; Fungi; Ascomycota; Sordariomycetes; Cephalothecales; Cephalothecaceae
Exons: 2
Coding region: 1-1878 (625 amino acids)
Biological process (GO): regulation of DNA-templated transcription
Molecular function (GO): zinc ion binding; DNA-binding transcription factor activity, RNA polymerase II-specific
Source: RefSeq, a predicted model, not a curated record
AUGUCCAACGUGAGACCGGCGAACUUGACGACCUCGUUGUCGGCGGCGACAGCGAAUCCGGCCGGCAACGGCCCGGCAGCAACCGCGUUUGCGACACCAGCACCGACUGAUCGUACGCGAAGAUCCAUCCGCUCGAGGGACGGGUGCUUGACUUGCAAGCGCCGAAAAGUGAAAUGCGACGAGCAAAGACCGAGGUGCUCGCACUGCGAGCGUCUCAACAUGGAGUGCAAAUGGCAGCCCCGAUCCAAUCCGGCAGCGCGAAGGCGCCAACAACACGAAAUGGCCAACAUAGGUUCCGACCCGAACCACGUUCCCCCGUCUCCCUUCACCGAGAACUCGACCAACUCCGCGUCCCCCUCGAUCGCGUCUUCCUUCCAGCCUUUGCAGGCCGUCGACGAGGUCUUUGACUAUGCCAGUUUCAUGUGGGACUCCCGAGACUUUUGGCAGCAAACCAGCCCCGACGUAGGCCAGAACCAUAACGUGGGCGCCCUCGACGCGCACGUGGUCCUCCAGCAUGCGCCGGACAUGACCUUCGCGGGCCCGAACAUGUUGGAUGGUCCCCCGCAAACACCUGCAAGGACCGAUAGCGCCGGGCUAGGCGACUCGAUGGCCAUCGCACCGCCCGGCUGGAGCAGCAGGCUGAUGGAAUGGUUCGCGCAGUCCGGCAUCCCCCCCAUCCUGGCCGAGGUCGAGACGCGGAAGAAAUGGCUGGCCAUGCGCCAGGUCGUGAUGGAAAUGGCGGCCACCUCCCGGCUAGUCCGCUGCGCCAUCCUGGCAUUCUCCGACGUGCUGCUGUCUCGCAGCGAUAGCUCCUGGGUCCCGAGCCAGAACAACCACUACGAGGGUGCCGUGGCGGAGAUGGAGACGUGCGACUCGUCCCUCAAGGAACACAGCCAUCAGCGCGAGUGUCUCCUGGCGGCCCUGUUCUUCUUGAGCUACGUGGACAUCCUGGAGUGCAGGCUUGUGCCCGCACACUCGAACCUCAAGCGCGCAUACGGACUCUUCCAACAGGGCGACAAGAACAGCUUCGUCACCGUCGAAAAGCAGUUCCUGCUCUGGAUCCGGCUGCUCGACGGGCGGGCAGUGUCAGCAGGCGGCGAGGGCCUGUUCCUGUCCAAGGAUGACGAGCUCCUACUCGUGGAAGCUUCACCCGCGACAGUUGACGGAGACGCGGACGAUCCUUCCAAGGAGGAUCACCUCGAUGACGAGGGCAUCGAAGACGUACUCUUCCAGGUUCUCUACCAACCCGGCAUCGUGUUUUACCAGAAGGUGCAGAGUUUUAUGGGCCGCAUUUCCAAGAUCGACCCCUGGCAUCGCUCCAGAGGCACCGUCGAGGACGAGACGGAAGUGAUGAACAUUGGCAUGUCGAUCGCAGCAGACCUCCGAACGCUAUACGACCAGCGGCCACCGCUCAUGGACUACGCGGUGGCGGGCAAGCUCACCGAACCGCACGUGUCGGCGCACCUGUCCUUUGCCAUCACGCGGGCGUUCCGGACGUACCUCUCCAACUACUACGCAAGCAAGGUGCAUCUGCACCGCGUCGCCUACAAGACCCUGCCACUCACCAGGGAGGCGUCCGAUGCCCUGGACCAUAUCCGCCGUCUGGCCCGCCUCAUCGUCGACAGCCUGGACGCAGAAGACACGCUGCCCGUCAACAUGUUGUGGCCCCUCCUGAUGCUCGGGGUGGAAGAGCAGAACCUGGAAGAGAGGGCAUGGGUCAAGACGCAGAUACUGAGGAUGGAGAAGGUUGCGGGCAAUGCAAGAAUCACGGCGCAGGUCCUCGAGGAGGUGCAGGCACGACAGGAUGCUUCCAAGACGAGGGUCGACAUCCGGUCGGUAAUGCAUGCAGUUUUCAAUGCUUGCUUUGCGAUUCUCUGA